AGGAGGAGGAGGAGAAGCUGGGGAUGAAGUUGCUCCUGCAAGAGCUUCAGGGAUGCAAAAGCCACCUCUGGGCUGGGGAGCCCAAGAAGCAGAGAGACAGAGAGAGAAGGAGCCAGAGAGCAUCGGAGUCCCUCUGCUUUCCAAACGUCCUCUUCUGUGCAAGUCCAAAAAUGGGAAGGACCAGGGGCUUCUUCUGAACUCUUCCUCCAGCUCCCACUGCUUGGCAUCUACUCCUUCUCCAUCUUCUUCUUCUCCUUCCUCCAUCCCACCACCCAACCUGGAUUCUGAUGGAACCACCACCAUGGUCAUCUCCAGCUUCUUGGACUUUCAGAAGACCAGAUACGCCAGGUUUAUGAACCACCGGGUGCCACCCAACAAGAGGUACCAGCCAACCGAGUAUGAACAUGCCGCCAACUGUGCCACACAUGCUUUUUGGAUCAUCCCAAGCAUUUUGGGCAGCUCCAUCCUUUACGUCUUGUCUGACAACCAAUGGGAGACCAUCUCUGCCUGGAUCUAUGGCUUCGGACUCUCCGGGCUAUUUAUUGUUUCCACCAUCUUUCACACCAUCUCUUGGAAGAAGAGGCACUUAAGGACUGUGGAACAUUGCCUACACAUGUUUGACAGAAUGGUCAUCUACUUCUUCAUAGCAGCCUCUUAUGCCCCCUGGCUAAACCUGCGGGAGUUGGGCCCGUGGGCAUCCCACAUGCGCUGGUUCGUGUGGAUCAUGGCAUCUGUUGGCACUGUCUACGUUUUCUUUUUCCAUGAACGGUACAAGCUGGUCGAACUGGUGUGCUAUGUUAUCAUGGGUUUCUUCCCUGCCGUGGUUAUUCUUUCCAUGCCCAACACGGAUGGUCUCUCCGAACUGGUGGCCGGUGGUUUUUUCUAUUGCCUAGGCACAGUCUUCUUCAAGAGCGAUGGACGCAUCCCUUUUGCCCAUGCCAUUUGGCACCUUUUUGUAGCACUUGGAGCUGGUACGCACUAUUACGCCAUUUGGAGGUACCUCUAUCGGCCGGACAGCGUCGAGGCCAAAACCUCCAGGUAGACAGAGAUGCCUUAAGGAUUCACGGAGGUGGAGAACUGGGAACCGCUUCUGAUGGACUCCUGCCUUUUCCAUCCUUGUCGGAAGCUUGUCCCUGCUCUGCUUGUUCCAUCGCCAGGUCCUCCACCGGACAAUGGAUGGCGUGUUGGCAUUGAGUCCUUGACCAAUCUACCCAGGCCCAAAAUGCCUACAAGUUUGCUUUUGUUUUAUCUUAUUUUGUACACAGAGGAACCUUAACAGUGUUUGGGUUUUUUUAGGCAAAGGUUUCUUAAUGCACUGAACAUUGAUGGUUAUUCUUGAAAAGGAGGCUGGGGAAGGGAGGGAGGGAACCAAUGGCAAAACUUGGAGCCUUCUUCUAACCUGAGAGUUCAUUGACUUGAACCAACAAACAUGAAAGUAGUAGAGGAGGCUGGUGAGAGAUGGGUGUUGGAUGAAUCGGCCAAAGGCCCAUCACUGACUGACAGAGAGUGGUCUCCUUCGUCUCCCCCAGAAUCUUAAGGUAUACCCACUUCUCUUGAUGCUCCCAGCUGGCCUGCUCUACAAACUCACAGAGAGGCCUUGGAUAUGAAAAUAUCAUUUCCUUCUAUUGCUGCCAUCGACACAGUUAUAGCACUGUGCUUCCAUUUUAACUGCCAUGCUUUCAUCCCCUACCUGGGAUUUGCAGUUUAUUGGAGGAGUAUAUAAUCAGUCGGAGAGGUCUAGGGCAGUGGUUCCCAAAGUUUGGUUCUCUGGGUGUUUUGUACUUCACCUCCCCGAAGCCCCUGCCAACUUGAUCAAUAGUCAGGAAUUCUGGGUUCCAAAAUAUCUGGGGAACCAAGGUUUGAGCAUUGCUGUUCUAGGGCCUCCCAAAAUGACACAUCUCAGAAUGCCAGAGUAAGGAGCCAUAGUGGUUAAAGUGGAAGCAUAGCGCUAUAAUUCUGUAGCUUGAAAGGGUCAACAGUUUAGGCAAUAAAAAGCCAGGCAUCCAAGGAUGGUCCUUUGGACAUCACUUUAUCUGAGCAUGACAGAUUGUAAAAGCAUCCUUUGGUUGGUGUAGCUGAGCAGUUUCCAAGCCUUGGAAAUGAGAGAGGUUUAAACUUGGGAGGACUGCAACCCCAUUGCACACAUUCCUGCCAAAACAAUAAUAACAAAAUCCAUGGUUUUGAUCCCAAAUGUGGUUGCGUAUGGUCAAAAUCAGAGCUCCACACAAAUUUGGUGGGCAAAAACAACCAAGAGGGUUACGUGUAGUCAUUGGGCCACCUUAUGUCCACCUCUUCUCCAAGUGGUUUCACAAAAGGCUUAGAAAUAGGAUUCAUCUUGGCAUAGCUGAUGGAUUCCCUAAAGAUCUUGCAGGUAACUGAGUGGGUUUGGAUGCACUUAAUCCAAAACCUCUUCCUUUUUGUAUAGAGCAGAAUACUGGGCCUGGGAGCUUUCUGCCUCUUACUGUUGGUAAGAGGACAAGAGGCAGCAGCUUUCAGUCUGCUCAGGGCACUGUUAGGAUUUCCAAGUGGAGCCCCUUGCCUUCUUCCCUGGCAUUCCCUUCUGCUGGCAGAAAAGUACCAUCCCAUCCCCUCCAGCUGGGUGGCAAGGCUUUGGGUUGUGCUCCCAGACAUCUUGACAUUCCUCUCAUUAAAGCAUUCCUUCCCUGGAAGAGAUAAAAAAGUCUGACAAGAAUAACUGACACAUUGCACUCCAAUGCACUUUAGUGCUCUUCAUUUAACUGCAAUGCACUUUGUAUCAAGCCAUGUCAACUUCUGAGUAAUGUCUUCAAAGAUAUGGCACCCCUGACCCCAUUCGCUGCAAAGGUUCAUUCCAUAUUUUCCCCAUGCCAAUUAUUACUCUCCCCCAGUACUAUAAUAGUACCAAAAUUUCACACGGACAUCUGACGUUUUCACAUUCCCUUUUUGAAAUGUGGAUUUGAGGGAUAUCUCUGAACCCACCCCAUUCCCAGAAGCCUUAAAUGAUAACUUUGCAGGUUUAAAUGCAAAGGCACUAUUUGAAGGAGUUAACCUGUUAUGUUCAAAGUCUGAACUCCAACUGGUCACACAUUAGUUUCGGAGCUUGGAACAGUUAUCUUUUCAGAGUACAAUUCCUAUAAUCCCCCAGCCUGUAUGACCAUGGAGUAUGGGAGAUGUAGUCUGAAAGGUACCUUUCCUGAGCUCUGUUCUGUACCUUGCAAAACUGACCAUGUUGCCCAGGGAUGCUGGGAUUUUUAAUCCAAACCAGUAAAGGUCUCAAGAUGCAUUCUUGAUUUGACUGGUUAUGAUCACACAAGAUAGUGGGGUUUUUCCCCCAUGUUGGGAAAGCCCAUUUUCUGUGGCUACUAGUCUCAGGGUGCUAUUUGUCUUUCUAUGCCCGCACUGCCAUAGAGUUUUAACCAGGAACAACCAUUUUUGGAUGAUAGCUCCCAGCAUCCCCAGCCAUCAUGGUCACACACUGGCUGGGGCAUGUUCAGAGCGUUCGUUUUUUAGACAUAUAAAGGGACUUUUCCAAUUUGUGGGUGAGAUCCAUGCAUGAAUGGAUCAAAGGUUCCAGUGUUGCCAUGCCUUACACAUUAUGGAAACUUGAAUCGGGCCCAGGUCUUUCCAAAGUCUGUGUACGCUGGGAAAACCAUUCUUGCUGAGCCAAUGUUCAAUAGACAUCUCGGUACAUUCCUUGCAGAGGAGCCCUUGAAGUGCUCCGUGGAUGCUUUCUGCAUAAUAAUAAAUGGUGCAUUUUGUUUUUAUUUCCGGUGCUCAAUCCCAGGUUGAAAUUGCAAAAGGAGCCCCCUGUUCUGUCUCAGGAGUUUGCCUCUCUAGCAAAGGAGGGAAGCAUGACUCCUUUAAACAGGAAUAAGAAUUGAUCCACUGUCAUAGAAGGUCUGCUUAUCCAAAUGGACUACUGCAUGACAUGCCUGAAAUGGAUGCCUUGUGCAAAGAUGCAAAAGUCUUUUCUAGUGCACUUUCAUAUUACAUGACCAUAGCAUUAUGAUGAGCUAGCAAGACAUAGUGCUUUGAGCAUCAGACUCCGACUCUGGAGAAUGAGGUUUGAUUCCCAACUUGGCCGUGAAACCCACUGGGUGACAUUCAGCCUCAGAGGAAGGCAAUGACCAACCUCCUCUGAACAAAUCUUGCCACGAAAACCCCAUAAUAAGUUCACCUUAGGGCCGCCACAAGUUGGAAAUGACUUGAAGGCACACAACGACAACAACAGCAUUAUGGUCCCACUUUGAUGGCAUCGCAGACUUUGCAGUUUGGUGAGACGCAAGAGUUCUUUGGAUGAGAAUUCCAAGUACGCCUCUUUAAACUGCAACUCCCAGGAUUCCUUAGAAGAGAGGGGAGGAAGGCAAAAUGAGAGCAUUGCCACUCAAUAAAAAAAUGUACAUCCUGUGUUUUUUUCCUCCUUCGGACCCCAAAUUGCUAGCAUCGCAGCAAACUAGAAAGCAUUUAGAAAGACACCCAAAGAAAAGAGGCAGGCAAAGUAUCCAAGGGGUAUUCUCUUGGCUUGUGUUUUCCUCCUCAUUUUGCCAUCUUGACCACACUCAUACGGCUUGGCCACACGUGUCCCAGCUUUCAUCUGCGAAAUGUUGCUGGGCAUGCCAUAAAACACUGUGUGCAUAACUUACACUAGUCUUACUUCUGAUAACCUUUCCUUUAAACAGCAGAGCUGGUCUGGAGUCGUCUUUCACCCUUGGCAUCUGCUAUGGGCAACAAAAGGCCCGGAAAUGGCAAAAUAAUGGCAAAAUGGCGAAAUUCAAACUGAGAAAUGAUCAGAUUCCUAAUUCUGCUCUCGAUUUUGGGUGCUUGGGAAGGUCCGGCUUGCCCUCGACCUUUUAAAACCCACUUCUGGAUACCUCCAGGUGUAGCGAUACCCAUCGUCCCCCUAUUUUCUGGUGCCGGUGCGAGCAUCAGGGGGUCUAUAGGGUACAGGAAAAUAAAAUGCUGUACUUUGGUCACCCUUGCUAUAGUUUUCGGACAAUCUUGGAUUUCUAAAAGUCAUAAGUCUGGGCUUCUCUCAUGCCGUUUUUACUCUUUGUAAACUCUUUAUAGAAUCAGGGGUGAGGCUGGAUUAUUCCGAUCAUUUUCUACUAACUCUUUGCAAAUCUAUAACUUUAGGAGGAUGUCUGCAGAUUCAUUCUGAGCGGUUAAAAAGAAGAAAAUGGCACAGGAAAGCAAAAGAUCCUGUAUUUUAAACCACGCGUCUCUUGUUUUGAAAUAAUUAAGUGUUUUGUAUUUAACACGGUGUUAUUUAAUACAAAUUGUAAUAAUA
Molecule: messenger RNA, 5266 nt
Organism: Sceloporus undulatus (fence lizard)
Lineage: Eukaryota; Metazoa; Chordata; Lepidosauria; Squamata; Phrynosomatidae
Gene: MMD2
Product: monocyte to macrophage differentiation associated 2
Exons: 7
Coding region: 53-1042 (329 amino acids)
Cellular component (GO): membrane
Molecular function (GO): pore-forming activity
Source: RefSeq, a predicted model, not a curated record